Messenger RNA from Sinocyclocheilus grahami, 1277 nucleotides. RefSeq names its product GTPase IMAP family member 7-like. NCBI's taxonomy places the organism in Eukaryota, Metazoa, Chordata, Actinopteri, Cypriniformes, Cyprinidae. The record is from RefSeq and is a predicted model, not a curated record. Gene Ontology annotation, molecular function: GTP binding. The transcript has 6 exons. Bases 105 to 1277 code for a protein of 390 amino acids.
GCUAGAUGCUUCCGGUGUAUUUGCACCUACUGUAAAACAGGACGUUGUGCUUAAUGUGCCUCAGACACAAAUAACACAAGUGGCGCAAGAACCAAGAUAAAAAAAUGAGUGAAAACGAGUCAUUACUACAAAAUGAUUACACCGGAGUGUCAUUCCAUUCAAAUUUCUUAUUCCAGACCAAUGGCAUAAGGAUUAUUCUGGUGGGGAAGACUGGAACAGGCAAGAGUGCGACAGGAAACACAAUUCUGAGACCGGACGUGUUUGAGUCUGAGGCCUCACCUGUCGGGGUUACAACACAAUGCAGCAGUGGUUUUGUGCAGGAAGGAGGAAGAAGAGUCUAUGUGGUUGAUAUGCCAGGGUUUUGUGGAUCGCUGACUAAAGAAGACAUGAAGACACACUUGGAGACUUGUGUUGAGCUGUCUGUUCCUGGUCCUCAUGCGUUCCUGCUGGUCAUCAAUCUGGAUGCGAGAUUCACAGCGGAGGAGAUGAACACAGUGAAACUGAUUCAGCAGAACUUCGGAGAAGACGCUGUGCACCACACCAUCAUCCUGUUCACCAGAGCAGAGCAACUGAAAGGUAAAUCUUUGCAGCAGUAUAUAGCAAAAUGCCAGCAUCUGAAGAGACUGACAGAAAGCUGUGGUGGAAGAUAUCAUGCAUUCAACAAUAACGACAUUAGGAACCGCUCUCAAGUCACCGAGCUUCUGGAGAAGAUUGACAGAAUGACCCAGGAAAAUGGAGGAAGACAUUACACUAACAAGAUGUUUGAAGAAGCUCAAAAGAAGAUUAAGAAAAAAAAGAAAAUGAAAAAGCUACAAAAUGCGGCAUUAGCAGUUGGAUCUGCUGUAGGAACGGGAGCAGCAGUAACAGGAGGUGUCAUCCUGGGAAUAACAGUAGGAGCUGUUGCUGGUCCUGCUGUUUUAAUCGGAGCUGGAGCUGCAGCUGCAGUGGGAAUGGCUGUGAAACUGGUCAUGAACAAAAGUCAUUACUACAAAAUGAUUACACCGGAGUGUCAUUCCAUUCAAAUUUCUUAUUCCGGAGUUAUGCUUAAUGUGUCUCGGACACAAAUAACACAAGUGGCUGCUGCAGCUCGGCAGAGGCCACAGAUCAGGAAACCAAGCCUUGCAAGAUCGGGAUUUAAGGCCUCCAAGGAGAAAUUACAGUGGCUCCAGAAGAAGGUCCACUACUUGGGUCACGUGAUCUCUCAGGGACAGAAAUACAUCUCUGCUGACAGAAUUCAGCUUGUUAGAAAUCUGAAACUGUACACAACAAGCAGCUGA